Messenger RNA from Myxocyprinus asiaticus (Chinese sucker), 4279 nucleotides. RefSeq names its product upstream stimulatory factor 2-like. Lineage: Eukaryota; Metazoa; Chordata; Actinopteri; Cypriniformes; Catostomidae. The record is from RefSeq and is a predicted model, not a curated record. The transcript is spliced from 11 exons. Gene Ontology annotation, molecular function: DNA-binding transcription factor activity, RNA polymerase II-specific; RNA polymerase II cis-regulatory region sequence-specific DNA binding; protein dimerization activity. Gene Ontology annotation, biological process: regulation of transcription by RNA polymerase II. The coding region runs from base 1632 to 2615 and encodes 327 amino acids.
AGAAACAAGAAAUUCAUACACAUCUACGAUGUCAUGAGGGUAAGUAAAUGAUGAGAGAUUCUUCCUUUUGCACAUUGGAUGAACACUGAGAAUUAAAAGUACAUUUUAAACUAGAUAGAACAUCAGUGUGGGGCCUGCAACCAUUUCUUAGUCUGCCAAACAUAUCCUGAAGGUCCCCCCCAGUGGGUUUAUCUAGUGAGAUAUUGAGGUAUUAGUUAUUCCCAAAAAGAAAAAGUGAUUCUAUGCUUACCACAAUUAAGUUCAAUUGAAUCUUUCAGAAUUUAGGUGCUGUCACAUUCAAAAGAUACACUAACCAUCCAGUUUUAGCCCCACAAAAACAAAAUGUACUAUCCUUGAGAACUUGCCUUGUGCCUCUGGAAAUAAGUGACUACUUUAUUUUUUACUCUUUUCAAAAAGUGAGUUUCCUCUAAUACGUGUUGUUUAGCUUUCAGAGAUUAUGAAAAAGGCUCAAAUAAGUCUGAGUGAAGACAUUAGUUGUGCAGGUCGUGCUCAAUUUGCCAUAUAGCACAGCCUCGUGGCCAUUGCAAGUUCAUUCAUGAGAACAGACAUUUCUAACGGCAAACCCAAAUUGUCUUUAUCUAAACAUUACAUAUUUGCAUCGAACAAACGGUUGCCACCUUGGCAAACAUUUAGGUAUAGCCUAUCUGUUUGUUUAAUUAUGCCAGAUAGAUGGCAGUGAUUAAUACAUGCAUGAUACGGAUUCUCUUCCAUUGCCUUUCCAAUCGUGUCAUGUCAUGUGGUGUGACCAAAAACACGGAUUGGAUCUCCGGGGUCACCUGAGAAAAAUCACCCACUCGCCAUAUUCAUGAUUCCUGGUUACUUCGUGUUGAUGUGCCAUAGGAAAAAACAACUUUUUAGUGAAUUCACUUUAUUUUGAUAUCACACGCGGGCUGGUUCUAAAUGGUUAUGACGACACAAGGUAAGUUCUUCGGCUCACAUUAAAGCACGUCACGUCAUUCAACGUGAAACUCACGAGGUUAACCUUUCAUAAGCAAUGGGCUAGUUUUCCCAAGCUAGUUCCUGUAAAUCAGCGGCUUUUUAAAUCACAAGCACAACCAUACCCGGGUAUUUUCACACGUCGACCAAAUAAGCGCUUUAUUAUUCCUUCAUAUCCACCUAAACCGCACGUUGUUUUUUUAAAAUAGCACUCCACUCCGUAUUUUAUUAACGGCAGCGCUAAAGCGUGCGGAUGGAUAUCUUACAAAAAAGCCUCACAGCGCGGUUCAAAAAUAAGGCGAAGAAAAAACAAAACGCUCGAUAUUCAAGUAAUACAAGCACCAUAAUACAUUCAAGUGCCAUACAACUUUAAUCCAUCCGCUCCAGUCUCAACAGGUCGCUCGUCUAGAGAGAAGGGCGGGUGGGAGUCACAUACGCAACAAAGCCGCGCAGUACGAGGGCCAAUGCAAGCUGAAUGAGCGCAGCGGCAACCGAGCAACAUCUUCCGCCUUCCUCCACCGCGGUCUCCAUUUUAACUCCUCGCCCAGCCUGCACCUCACGUGUCUUGGACUGUCUUUCUCACAUGACCCGUGUGUUUGUCCCCGUGAUCAGCGCUUCCAUCUCCCGUAUUUCAAGUGUCGCUGAAUAUCGCAUUUUAAAAUCCGUUCGCCUUCAUGGAUAUGCUCGAACAGAGCUUGGACACCUCGACGAGUCACGAGAAACAGGAAACUGAGGAGGUAAUUCAGCUACAGGACGGAGAGGGGGUGGGGGUGGAGGAGCAGGCGGCGGUUACCAUAGCAAGUGUCCAGCAAGCAGCAGCGUUUGCAGACCACAAUGUUCAAUACCAGUUCCGCACAGAGAACAGCGGUGGACAGGUGACGUAUCGCGUGGUCCAGGUAACAGAGGACCAUUUAGAUGCAGCUGGAGAUGGUGGCAAUGCAGUCAGCGUGGUGUCCACGGCCGCCUUUGCAGGCGCACAGCAAGCAGUAGCACAGGCUGUUAUCCAGAACCCUUUUAGUAAUGGAGGCAGUCCAGCAGGAGAGACGGUGAGUGGAGAGACGCGCUUCGCCUACUUCCCAGCAGCAGCUGUCAGUGAUGGUACGGCUACAGCGGUGUCUGUGCAGGCCACCUCCGAUCCAACCCUCACACAGGCUGGAGGUCAGUUUUACGUGAUGAUGAGUCCACCAGAUGUUAUACAAACGGGCACACCACGGACCAUCGCUCCUCGUACACACACUUACUCAACAGACCUUGCUGAACGUGAGACUCUUCAACACAGCAGAUCAGACUGGAAGAUUGAUGGUCCCCGGGCACCUCGUGAUGAGAGGAGAAGAGCACAGCACAAUGAAGUUGAAAGGAGAAGAAGAGACAAAAUCAACAACUGGAUUGUCACACUGUCGAAAAUCAUCCCAGACUGCAAUAUGGACAAUACCAAAACAGGAGCGAGUAAAGGAGGCAUCCUGUCUAAAGCAUGUGACUACAUUAGAGAACUCCGUCAGACUAACCAGAGGCUGCAGGAGAGCUAUAAGGACGUGGAGAGAAUACAGGUGGACAAUGAGCUAUUAAGACAACAGAUUGAAGACCUGAAGAACGACAAUGCACUGCUCAGAGCUCAACUACAACAGCAUGGCCUGGAAAUCAGUGAAACGACAUCAUAGUGACAAAACUAGGACAAAACAUGAACACAAAUAAACAGUCUCGACAACAAAGCUCAAAGUGGAGACAAAACCCCUAAAUGACUCAUUUGCCCACAUCUCAUCACAGACUUAAGAUAUUUAGCAACUCAGUAGGGUAUGAAUGCCUGUUUGAUACACAGACACACAUUCUUAUAACAAGAGACUCUUUGAUAGUAGUGAAAAAUAAUAUCUGCUGUAAAAGCACACUUUGUUUUCUCCUUCACUCCCAUGAGAACUUAAAAACCUGGACUCACGCAAAUAUGGAAUUACCUUCUUUCUUCCAGAAGUAGCCCACUUACCACAGAUCUUUGUUCUAGUUUAAAUAUUAGAAUUGUGAACCAGUUAUAUGCCUGCUCAUGCCUAAUGAUCGUCUUUUGUUUUUGUUUUCAACAAUUUCAUUUUGUGGAUUUAAUUUUUGCUACAAAGUGCAAAUGUUACUACUGUCUCUGAUGUGACAGAAUGUUUUUUUUUUUUUUUAAGGUUUGUUGGUAUUGUAUUUAUUAGCUAUCAAAAUCAAUUAUGCAGCAGCUAUACAAAGCCUUUGCAUUUGGUGUAAAGCUGAAAUGUCAACCUCAACGAAGUUGUCAAGCAGCCUAAAAUGACUGAUAUUUUUUUUUUUUUUUUUUUUAAGAAAAAAAAAUAUUUAGCUUUUCUGUUCUGCACUCUUUCCCUAUAUUGGAUUUAAAAUUAUCAGACUAAUCAGAGAUUUGACAUAGUGGCACAUCAAAACGAAUUGCUUUACAGUAUUAGUUUGCUUAGAAUGCAUCUGAAAGUACAUUAAGUAUGUUUUAGUUCAAAAUAGAAAAGAUUAAGACCGUAAAUAUUCUUAAAACUGCAAAAUUACAUUACAUAUAAUUUUAAAAUGUUUUUGGAGUACAUCAAAUUUCAUGCACUGUGAUUUAGUGACGGAAGUACGAGUAGCUCAGGGUUUUGUGAUGCAGGAAAAUAGCAACGGCUCUGGAACACCCCCCCAACUUUGUAACCCUGCACUAUUUUUUUGAUUUUGCCCCUUUUGGCUUUACAGACUAGAUUCUAAACAUGUACUGUAUAUAUCAUGUAUAUCUACCAGUUGUUCUUAUGUCAUUGAAAUCCUCACAAACAAAGAAUUUUACUUUAUAACAGUCGUAGUUCCGAAGCUCAUUUAUCUACAGCAGCAUAGUUGGAAAUGGAAAAUGCGCAAUAAAAAUGGCUACUGUUAGUGUUUUUGUUCAUUUGCUAAAGGUAGAUCUUCCAUCUUUGUGUUUUGAAACUGUUCUUCAGCAACAUCAAUGCUUUUUUGAAAAAUGAAAUGGAAGGCAAGCUAUAAAAAUGAACAAAAAUCACUACAUUAUAAGAAUAUAUUGUAUAUGACUAUAAAUGUCUGACAGCUAAGGGUAAUAUGGCAAUUACUGUUGAUGAGCAAUGCAUAAGGAAACCAAACAUCAAAAACUAACAUUGAUUUAUUUUUGUAAUUAAUGUCCUAAGCAAUUUAUCUCUAAAGGUUUUAAGGCCAGUGCAGGUCUGUGGUUUGCCUUUAUAGUUUGUCUUAUUGUAAGGCUUGAAUUAAAUAAUGCUGGAUUGUAAAGAGUUUACUUUUGACUGUUUAGCACCCAUUAGUUUAUCUCCAAUUCCCGCUGGUCAUGAAAUAUGCAACAUCUUUUAAACAA